This is a messenger RNA of Pangasianodon hypophthalmus (striped catfish), 753 nucleotides long. RefSeq names its product monocyte chemotactic protein 1B. The record is from RefSeq and is a predicted model, not a curated record. Gene Ontology annotation, biological process: immune response; cellular response to interleukin-1; chemokine-mediated signaling pathway. The transcript is spliced from 3 exons. Bases 175 to 474 code for a protein of 99 amino acids. Gene Ontology annotation, molecular function: CCR chemokine receptor binding; chemokine activity. Lineage: Eukaryota; Metazoa; Chordata; Actinopteri; Siluriformes; Pangasiidae. Gene Ontology annotation, cellular component: extracellular region.
UACUUCCUUCCUCCAGCCUGGGGCUUCCCCUGCAACUGCUGUGUAUAAAAAUCAACAAGCUGCCUCUCUAAUGGACCACAACACAGUGAGAUCUCCUCAGGUGCUCAUCUUCUUUAAUCUAUCCAUUAGUCCUUUGGGUUCGAUUCAGCCGAAGAGCUUGAACAGGAACGCAAGAUGUCGGCCUGCCGUUUGAUCCUCCUGUCCGUCGUGGUGGUGCUGCUGAGUGCAGUCACACUCACUGAAGGAAUGCGUUACAAAGCCACGACAAAUGUCUGCUGCUACUCCUUCAACCAACGUGCUCUGAAGGCCAACAUGGUGGCCAGCUACAGCCUGACCAGCCCGCAGUGCUCUAAACAGGCCAUAGUGUUCAAAACUAAGAGAGGAAAGGAUGUGUGUGCCAAACUCACUGACCCCUGGGUGAAGGACCUCAUCAAGUUUCUGGACAACAAAUUAGGAAGCCAGGGAGCCAUUUAAUCAUGUUGACCUUCAUUAUCAUCAUCAUUAUCAUCAUGAUCGAAUUCUCUGAUGGAUUUCGAGCAGAUUUGCACAAACUCUAAUGAUGUACAAAUCUCUGAAAUACCACUAAUAAUUCACCACAUUAAAGCUACCAUUGCAGAAUGAAUGUUCUCUUUAUGAAUGUUAUACUCAUUUUGUUUUCUAUUUUUAUUCUAUUCUAUUUUACCUGUAUUAAUGUGUGUAAUAUGUGGAAACUAAAAUUCUAAAAAUAAAUAAAGUGAAGAGAUGCAAACAUUC